AUGGGUAACGAUCAUUAUGAUGCAGUCUAUAUUAAGGAUUAUAUUCAAACAGCAGGAUUUUGUCAAUCUAUUGCUUAUAGUUUACUUUAUGAGAAAGUUUUUGAUAUGAAAGAUGUCUCAGAAAUUGUUAAUACAAUGUUAAACAGCAACACUUUCAUUGCUAGCAACAGUAAUAAUAGUAAUAACUCAUUGAGGGAUGAUCAUACUCGUAGAAAAAAUUCAAAUAGAUAUUAUAAAUCUAGCAAAAAUAAAGAUGUGAUGAUUGAAAGCGAAUAUAAACACAUGUUGGAGACUAAAAUUACUCCUUUUGCAUUCAGAGUUGCAAAAUCUUUAGAUCCUAAUAUUUAUAGAAAUAUUGAGUAUGAUACAUGGAUUGAAAUGAGAAAAGAAAUGCGUUUGGGUUCUUGGUAUUACGGUGAUGGAAAUUUGAUUAGAGGAACUAGAUGCCUUCUAAAAUCAUGUGAGGGUACAUUGCAAUGUUAUAUCCAAGAUUUAGAGAAGCACAAUGAUCAAUGUGUUGUUUAUAUAACAAGUUUAGCUGAGAGAAGAGUUGUUAAAUACACAGAUUUAAAUCCUGAACCGGAUGCAAAACCAUGGCCGUUACCAUAUCGUUUUACAACUCGUUCAAACACGCCAACGUCUUUAACUAACGAAGUUAUUCCAUCAAAUGAUUUAAAUAAUUACAGCACUAAUAUCAUGAAAGAUAAAAAGGAGAUUAUAAAAGGGCAAAUAGCUAAAGGAAACAAAAGUAAUAAGAAGAAUCAAGGUAAAAUUGGUAAUAGAAAUGUUCCUGCUUUAACUCUUCCAAUUAAAACUGAUUUAAAUGAUAAUAACAUUAAAAAUUUUGAAGGAUCUCCAUUGCACAUGCAAACUCCUGAACAAUCUUUCAACGAAUCUACAAUUCUCGAAUCCCAAUCGUCAACUUCAUAUCAACCUCAAACAUUUCAGCAAAAUCAACCUUCAUGGAUUGAUCAAAUUUCCGAUCAUCAACAACUCUGCUCGGAAUCAACUCUUUACAAUAUUUCCCAAGAUUCUUUAUUUCCCUCACCACCAGAAAUGCCGCAAUGGUCCAUCAUUACCGAGAAUACACCUCAAGAAACUAUCCCACAACCGUCUCCGGUUGUUUUAUUACCCCAUACGGCAUACUCAAAUUAUUUCGAUCAGCAAAUUCAUCAUUCCCCAUUAAUCCCAGUAACUCCAUUACCAUCUAUGCCGAUGUAUCAACCGGUUUAUCAGAACACCCCGGUUACUCCCUUAAUUUAUACAACUUCUCAAGAUGGUGCUGCUGGCGGCCAAGAAGUUUUAGUAAUGAGCCCACAAACAGCCGAUUCGUAUUCGAGAAUGUUUCCAUCCGGUUACAAUCCGCCGAUUGAUAUGUCAUUUUUAUCACCUCCAUAUGUAUUUCCGCCGGCAGGAACACCAACUGGAUAUUAUGGUGCUCCAAUUGACGCUCAAGGGUUUGUUUUUCCCACACCGAUUACUCCCCAAAAAUAAACAAGAGUUAUUUUUAUUUCUUUAUUAAUUUAAUCAUUGUUGUUAGGAAAAGU
This is a messenger RNA of Onthophagus taurus, 1547 nucleotides long. The record is from RefSeq and is a predicted model, not a curated record. Lineage: Eukaryota; Metazoa; Arthropoda; Insecta; Coleoptera; Scarabaeidae.